AUGGCCGAGAAACAGCCACCCCUGCCGACCACAGCUGGCAUGUCCUGUCAAUACUUCUAUAGUAAAAGAACCCCAGAGGUAAAAAAAAUAUGAUGAUAUACUGUAACAUCUUAGGAAGGUUAUUAUCCGUUUGGAAUUUAAAUUUUUAUGUCCAAUAUGUAGAAAAUUACGAUUAACCAUGUGUCCAACUGAGUGGACAUCAUGCAUCACCCAGUAUUUUUUUUAACAGGAGUCAUGUAAUUGCUCCACUGUUACUUGUGACUGUUUUGGUUAUAAAUCAGUGUAUAACUGUUACAUAUAUAAGCUAUUCAUUUAAAAUAUACUUUUUCUUUCAUCUUAGCUAUAGUUUGUGUUACUAUAAUAAUUAUUUUAUCAUAUUUUGUAGACGUCAAACACAGCAAAGAAUAAGGCAGCCUACAGAAUAGUCCAGGAAAUUCCAUCCAGCUCUAGUGAUGAUGAGUCCAGUGAUGACUAUAGUGACGAAGAGUGGCUGCCAGAGAAGAACAGAGAUGUAGGAGCUGAGGAUGAUGGCGAUACAGACAGUCAGGAUGCAGAAAGUGUAGAUGCCUAUAGUCAAGAGGAUGAGGACCAGGAUAAUGAGAGGCAGGAUGCAGGGGAAGGUCAGCAUGAUCAGGAAGCUGUGGAAAAUGGCCACAUGACACCUGACCAUUCUCAAGCUCGCAAAAAUAUCUGGAAAGUCCAAGACAACGACUUUGAUGGAGAUUUGCCUCCUUUUCUAGGAGAGUGGAGAUUGAAUGUGGAGGGGAGAGAGCCCAUAGAUUUCUUCAGACAUCUGUUUCCAGCAGAUCUCAUUGAUGAUAUAGUGAUCAACACCAACCUGUAUGCUCUCCAGAAAGGGAAAGAAAAUCUCGCAGUGACAGGAGAAGAAAUGCAGACUUUUUUAGGGAUCAACAUGAUCAUGGGGUACAUUCGUUACCCUAGGGCACGAAUGUACUGGUCUAGUGAGGAGGGCCUUCGUCUAGGGAUGAUUGCAAAUGCCAUGUCUGUAAACAGAUAUGAGCAAAUCCUGAGAUACCUGCACUUUGUGAAUAACUUGACUUAUCACCCAGGAAACAAGGAUAGGCUCUUCAAAAUAAGACCACUGCUUAGUGUGCUUGAGGAAACAUUCAAGGCAGCAGCAGACCCUGAGGAAUUUCAGUCAGUUGAUGAGCAGAUGAUUCCUUUUAAAGGCCUACUGUCCAUCAAACAAUACAUACCAAAAAAGCCAAAACCCUGGGGAGUGAAAGUGUGGGUGAGGGCAGGAAGCUCAGGCUAUAUGAACCGAUUUGAAGUCUACCAAGGCUCCGCAAGCAGUGGUCGGAUCAGUAAGUUGGGAAUGGCUGGAGAUGUGGUGAUGCGUCUUUGUGACGACAUAAAACACAAAAAUCACAAGGUGUUUUUCGAUAACUUCUUCUGCAGUAUUCCACUCAUCGAGGCCUUGAAAGACCAAGGCAUCUAUGGUACAGGUACAUGCAGAGCCAAUAGGCUAAAGGGAGCAAAUCAGAAACUAAAAAGUGAAAAACAACUAAAAGAAAUUGGCAGAGGAGCUUGUUCUGUUGUCAGCAGUAAUGAAAACAUCACUGUCACACGUUGGCUUGACAGUUCAGUCAUCCACAUGGUCUCGUCCUGUGCUGGCCAGUCCCCAGAAGAUGUUGCACACCGAUGGGUCAAGAAGGAACAAAUGAUGGUCAGGGUCCAAAAACCCUUCUCUGUGGCCCUUUACAAUCAACACAUGGGUGGGGUUGAUCUCGUUGACCAGUGCCUGGCAAUGUACCCCCACAGACGUCGAAACAAGAGGUGGUACAUCCGAGUGUUUUUUCAUUUUUUGGAUGUGGCCAUUGUAAAUGCCUGGCGUCUCUACCUGAUGUCUGGAUUGGACAAGAUGAGUCUCCUCCUUUUCAAAGCUUCUGUGGCUCGUGCACUGAUAAAUAGUGGCACCCUCCAGCUCAGCAGAGGAAGAGGAAGACCCAGUGCGACCCCACCACCCGUGAAGCGGAGAGCAGUCACCAAAGUAGCCCGUGAGGUCAGGUUUGGCACAGGAAACCACUGGCCCCAGCUCACCGAAGUGAAAAAUGCAAACAGAUGCCAUGAUGCUGCAUGCAGGCGGAAGACCAAAUACAUCUGCAUGCAUUGCUCUGUGCCACUGUGCCCUGGAUGCUUUGCGAACUUUCAUACAUCCUAG
Molecule: messenger RNA, 2182 nt
Organism: Xyrichtys novacula (pearly razorfish)
Lineage: Eukaryota; Metazoa; Chordata; Actinopteri; Labriformes; Labridae
Source: the annotation of a GenBank genome assembly